AUGUAUGAUUGGUCUGGGCGAUUCGAAGACGAUACGCAUGAACGAGAUCUUCCCUCUACUGAGAAGCUUCAAUUUCCACAAGCUUCCAACCUUAAAGUCAAUUUUGGAGUCAAAGUCAAUGAAGGGCAACAUCGAGAUGACAUCAGAAAAGACGUAGCUUACCGUUGGGGCGACGACAAAGACAGAAAUGGUGAACGUGGAGUUGAGUGCGGAGACGAGGAUAAAGAGUACGAUGACAAUGACGGACACGGUAGGGAAGAUAGCGAUCAAGAUGAAGAGAAUGUCGACGACGAUGAUGAGAGCGAUGAUGAGCAUGACGAUGAGGACGAAAGCGAGGACGAAGUCGGUAGUGAAGACGAAGACGAAGACGAAGACGACAGCGAGACAGCGUACUCGUACGAUGAGCUUCAAGAUAGCGACUAUGUUGACGACCCAAACGCUUUUGAUAGUGAUGACGACGAUAGUCUUCUAGAAGAUUACUAUGACUUGACACAUUUCAACGACUGA
This is a messenger RNA of Zasmidium cellare ATCC 36951, 507 nucleotides long. RefSeq lists its product as uncharacterized. The record is from RefSeq and is a predicted model, not a curated record. Bases 1 to 507 code for a protein of 168 amino acids. NCBI's taxonomy places the organism in Eukaryota, Fungi, Ascomycota, Dothideomycetes, Mycosphaerellales, Mycosphaerellaceae. The transcript has a single exon.